ACUUAAUGUAUUCAAUUCCUAACUGUGAUAGUGAAGAAUCCGUAAAUAAUGUUUUUAAUCAAAUGUUAGAUUUGAAUGGAAAUAAUAUACAAGAAAGCAAAAACAAAUCCUCGAAUUUUAGCAAGUCUCAAUCAAAAAAAAAUUCAUUAAAAAAGACACGAGAUAUAAUUACAGUUCUUUCGGAUUCAGAACCGGAAAUGACAUUGAAUAAAAAGUCUAAGAUUGAAUUAGAGUCAAGUAAUUUGCAUGAAUUAAAAAUUGAAGAACAAAGAAUACAACUUAAAGAGCGGGCUAUCACUAUUCGUGAAAAAGAAGUUGAACUGCGAAGGAAAGAAGCCGAAGUAGAGGCUUUAGAAUUAGCCAAUAAAAAGAUAAGAAAUGAAUUAGAUCAUAGUGCCUAA
Dentiscutata erythropus is the source of this 401-nucleotide messenger RNA. Lineage: Eukaryota; Fungi; Glomeromycota; Glomeromycetes; Diversisporales; Gigasporaceae. The record is from the annotation of a GenBank genome assembly.